Messenger RNA from Effrenium voratum, 345 nucleotides. NCBI's taxonomy places the organism in Eukaryota, Dinophyceae, Suessiales, Symbiodiniaceae. The record is from the annotation of a GenBank genome assembly.
CAGGCACUGCAAGAUGGGCAGCGCCUCGCAGCGCGCCACGGUGGGCAUUGUGGCCGGCAGCGCGGUCGUUGCGUCCCUCACCUCGAACCUUGGGCAGGUGAAUGUGAUCAGCGGCGCGUCCCAAGUUGCAGUGUUUGUUGCUGCAGCGCCUGGGCUGACGGGUUUGUUCCUUUUGAAAGGCGGUGCAACAUGGCGUGCGUGCAUGCUGAUGAUGAUGGCCGCCGGCGUCAUGGUCUCAAUCGCAGGAGUUGCCUACACGGACAACUUCGUGGGAGAGCUUCAGGAUACCUGCCACUGGGCAACGCCUAGGGCUGUGGGUUGAGCUCUGCCCUUUUGCGAAAGGGA